Molecule: messenger RNA, 2914 nt
Organism: Callorhinchus milii (elephant shark)
Lineage: Eukaryota; Metazoa; Chordata; Chondrichthyes; Chimaeriformes; Callorhinchidae
Gene: sh2d3ca
Product: SH2 domain containing 3Ca
Exons: 12
Coding region: 106-2787 (893 amino acids)
Biological process (GO): positive regulation of peptidyl-serine phosphorylation; small GTPase-mediated signal transduction
Molecular function (GO): phosphotyrosine residue binding; guanyl-nucleotide exchange factor activity
Source: RefSeq, a predicted model, not a curated record
CUGACUGACUGCCGGGGAAUCUAGCUCUCUCUCUCUCUUUCUCUCUCCAUCGCCAGCUGCUCAACAACCACCGGUGACACAUCAGGGUCAGCGUGAGGGGUGACCAUGAGCCUGAAGAAGUUCAAGUUCCUGCGGUUUAACUUUGGCAGCUUAACCAACCUCCCGCGGAGCCUGUCUCUGCGGCGAUCGUCGAGCAGUGCGACCGAGGGCCGGAAGCGAGGGCGAGGCCGGGAGCCCGAGUGUCUGUCGGUUCACAAUGAAACGAUGGACGACCUGGAGACGGUGCCACGGAGCCCAGGCUACGCCCGCUCUGACGAGAUGUACACACACAUGGGCACCAUGCCUCGGUGCAACUCCAACCGGGCAAAGAAACUGGGCAAAGCGCCCCCCAAUGGCCAAAACCAGGGUAACGUCCGGCAGAACCCACUGCCCCCACUGCCAUCGGACAGCGGUGAGCAGCCACCCCAGCCUCCCAGCCAGCAGACAGCUCCGGCACAGCCAGACACCCACCCCAGGGUGGGCAGUCCAGCUCAGCCCUCCAGCCCCAACCCCCCCAAACACACCCCAACCCAACCAGUUGGACCCCCAAACCAGGACGGGCCGGGCACAGCAAGCGAUCACCGAGGUGGGGAUGAGGUCGCUGCUCCCAGCGACAGAGCAGAGGAGGGGUCGCCCGCGAGCAGACACCAAGAGGAGACGGCGAUGGACAGCAACCUGCAGAACAUGGAUUCCAAAUCGGAGUAUGUCAAGUUCUCGAAGGACAAGUACAUCCUGGACUCGAGCCCAGAGAAGCUGCGGUGGGAGCUGGAGGAGGAACUGAAGCUGAGCAGCAAUGACGUGCGGAGCCAUGCCUGGUACCAUGGCCACAUCCCCCGAGAGGUGUCCGAGAACCUGGUGCAGCAGAACGGAGACUUCCUGAUCCGGGACUCGCUGACCAGCGUGGGCGAUUACGUGCUGACCAGCCGCUGGCGGGGAGACCCUCUGCAUUUCCGCAUCAGCAAAGUACUGCUGAAGCCCAGCGUGGCCUACACCCGAGUGCAGUACCUGCUGGACAACCAGAGCUUCCACACGGUGCCCUCCCUGGUCAGCUUCUACGUGGGCAACCGCAAGCCUGUGUCCGAGCAGAGCGGAGCCAUCAUCUGCUCCCCCAUCAAUCGCACCCUCCCGCUGCGCUACCUGGAGGCCAGCUACGGGCUGUCCGGCAGCAAACAUGGCCCCAGCCCCUCGGCCCCCGCCCAACGCGGCAGCUAUAUCAAGCGGCGCAGUGUGACCAUGACUGACGGGUUGACCUCAGACAAGAUUAUCAAGAGCAACGGCUCCUCCAACAGCACACCAUCCCCGCACCACAAGGAAGCGAUGCGGAAUGUAGCUCUGAGCAUGGAUCAGAUCAAGGAUAUGCACUCGGCAAUGUCACCAGUCAAUGAGGUCGCCUUGUCCCCAGAAUACAGCACAAGUUUAAAGCACAACAGCUCCCUGGGUCGGCCGUGCCGGGCAGGUUUGUCCUCCCCAGUGCUCCGCAGGUCCAGCGAACCUCAGCUCAGCCCGAGCCCCGGCAGCCAGGACCCCGGCCCCUGCCCCGAGCGGCCCACCCCAUCCUCCAGCUCCCAGCACUGCCCCAGCCCCGGCCCCAGCCCUUCGCUCAGCGCCUCGCAGCCAGAGGGCGGCCAAUACUGCCAGCUGAGCUCGCUGUUGGUCGCGGAGCGGGAGAGACACCAGAGCUACGUGGCACGACUGAGGGGGGAGGAGAGCCCUGGCGUGGGGGGCAGCGGGCUGGAGGCCGACACCUAUCUCCCCUCGGUGCCCGGGAAGGAGGGCGAGCGGCUGACGUUCUCUCCCCCGGUGGUGGAGCUGACCUCAUCGUUCAGGCCCAGUGCCUUCCAUUCGCUCCUCAUCCCCUGGGAGAACAAACCUCUGGAGAUGGCUGUGCUGAAGAAAGUCAAGGAGCUGCUGGCAAAGGAAGACACUAAAACAAUAGCCAAACACAUCACCAAAGUGGACUGUACGGUGGCGAGGAUCCUGGGAGUGACGAAAGAGAUGAGGAAGCAGAUGGGAGUAGGAUCUGGUCUGGAGCUGCUGACUCUCCCCCACGGACACCAAUUGCGCCUGGACCUGAUUGAACGGUUCAACACCAUGGCUAUCACGAUGACGGUGGAUAUUCUGGGCUGUACGGGCAGCACUGAGGAGCGAGCUGUGCUGCUGCACAAAACCAUCCAACUCGCCGCCGAGCUCAAGAGUAACUUGGGCAACCUGUUUGGCUUCGCAGCCAUCAUGAAAGCCCUGGAGAUGCCCCAGAUCACGCGGUUGGAGCAGACGUGGGCGGCUCUGAGGCAGCGGCACACGGAGGGGGCGGUUUUGUACGAGAAGAAACUGAAACCGUUCCUGAAAACCCUGAACGAGGGGAAAGAGUUGUCGCCGCUGACCAACACCACGUUCCCCCACGUGCUGCCGCUGGUGACGUUGCUGGAGCGCGGGGCGGCCACUGGACAGCGGCCAGAGCCGUGGGAGAGCAGCGAGAGCGGCGUGGAGGUGGUGAUGGCGCAUCUGGAGGCCGGCCGGACGGUGGCUCAUCACGGUGGCCUGUACCGCACCAACGCCAACCUCCGCCUGCAAGGAUUUCAGGAGAACGAGCAGAUCAUGGAGAUAUUCCAGACGGAGUUCCAGAUGCGGUUGCUGUGGGGGUGUAAAGGAGCGAGCGGCAGCCAGGCCGAGCGCUACCAAAAGUUCGACAAAGUGCUGAGCGCUCUAUCCAACAAGCUGGAGCCGACAGUCCGGCAUAGCGAGUUGUAGUGCGGGGGCAAAAAUACCUCUUUGAAGAAAAAGGGGCUUUUAAAGGGGAUCAUCUCUGAACAGAAACUUAAAUUUUUUGUGUUUAAUCUUGGCCAAAUUUUUUAAAUCAAUCGCCCUUCGAAGAGAA